GAGCCUGCUGGCCAUGUUGCAAGGAGGAAGGGAAAGGAAGCAGUGAGCUAGAAAUGCAGAAAGAAAAGAGAAGAAGGAGAGAAAGAGCCAGAGCUGUGUAGAGCGACUCAUGGAACUGCAACAUGGCAAAGUUGAUUAUUCAGCAUAUCCAAAGAUGAAGAGGAAACCUGCAACAGCUGGGACAUUGAGGCUUAGUCCUAAUGAAGAAGCCAUGUUUCUGAAAGAGGAAUACGAAAGAAGAAGAAAACUAAGGCUACAACAGGUCAGAGAGCAGCAGAAGUAUAUCUCCCACCAGAUAAGGCAGAAGGUAAAGCAGAAGAGAGAAGAGCAACUGCAUCAGUUAGAGGAGGCACUGAGAGCUGAAUGGCAGAAGGCACAGGAUGAGAAGAUGAAAGCCCUGGAAGAGCUGUACCUAUCAAGCUUAAGAGCUGUUGGGGAGGGUCACCGACAGGCCAAGGAGAAUGAACCUGACUUAGAAGCUCUGGCAAAGCAAGCAGAGGAAAGGAAGCAAAUGGCAGAGACGAGACAUAGAAAAGCUCUGAUAGAGCAGAAGCACCAAAAAGAGAAAUUACUUCGUGAGCAAGCCAGACGAACAGAUGCACGUAAACGUGCUCUGGAAGUGGAAAGACAGAGAGCAGCCAAAGUUGCAAGCCUGCCGCCUCCUCCACCACGUCCUUUUGAGAGUUUUGAAGUGAAAAAGAUCAUUGCGAUGAAGCCCUGUGGUGCUGGCAACUUUUCUGUUACACGUUACCAUAUUGCUCAAGCUUUGGUGGACAGAGAAGUGGCUGGAGAGCAGCCAGAUGCUCAUUUAGCUGCUGAAGAAGAAGGGAGACGUUUGGAGGAGCUACACAGGGAGGCAGAGAGGGAGAGAAGAAAGCAGCUUGAAAAGGCACAUGUUAGAGGAAAUCACGCCUUGAAGAAGAUCCAGUUGGCCAAGGACAGGGCAAGGCUCCUGGAAGAACUGGAGCAAAUGCAAGCUCAGGAUCGGAUGCGCAGGAGACAGGUUGUCGCACAGAUGCCACCUCAGCUUUCAGUGCCACCAUGCAAACGCAUGGAAAUAAAAGAAGAAUGGCAGAGAGAACUGGAGUCUGCAUUUGAAGAAAUGUACAGUGAAGACAGGAACAUGAAAGGAGACCUGAUUUUGCAGUUUGAGCCACAACCUUUGCCAGCCCCUUCUGACAGACUUCAAGAUAAUGAUCUUGAUAUCUCUUUGGAGCAUGAAUCUGCUUGUGACACUCAAUCAGAGCUUCCUUGUGGUACUCAACAAGCAUCAGAACAUGUGAUAGAAGAGGAGGUCCCUAAUGAACCAGAAAGGCAUGAAGAAGGAAAAAUUGUCCAACCUCGAUCAAAACUUGCCUUAAAGAAAUUGUUGAACAAAAUUAGAAGCCAAAAAGAGGAGUGGACAUCAAAAAGUGAGCAAGAGAGUCAAAGUGAAUAUGAAACUAUUGAAUCAGGCACAACUGCUAGUGAAAAGAGACCAUUACGUGAUCUAGAACUUAACAAGGAGCAGCAGAAAAAUACAGCGUCUGAAGCCAAAGACCCUCUGAAAAUGUUGGAAAAUACAGUUGCAGAUGAAAAAUCAGUUCCAAUCCAUCCUCAAGAACAAGCAGCUAAAAUCAGAAUAGAAGAGGAGAGACAGAAGCGGAAUAAGGAAAUAGAGAAACAGAAACAGGAGCAGCUGGCCUUGAUUAAAAGAAUUGAGGAAGAGAAAGCUCUUUUGGAGGCUGAUUAUCUGAAGAUCCAAAUGCAAACCUGUCUGGGGGAGGCUAAGAAAAAAAAAGAAGAGGAAGAGCAAGGUCAGCUGGUGCAAAGCCACAGUCUCCCUUCCACAGAUCAGCAGAACCAAAUGGAACAUGAGACUGGAAAUGUCUCAGAAGCCAGGAGCCCAAGAGGAGACAGUCACAGACAGAUGAUACGUAAUUUUCAACAACGCCUUCUGCAGCAAAAAAGGCUGCACAAACAAACUGUUGAAGAAGCUAGAAAGAAUCUGCAGAAGUAUCAGGAUGCACUGAAGCAAAGGUACUUGUCUGCUUCUGAAAUACCUCUGAGCACAAGGGAGACAAAGUCCAUUAAUUUAGAGCCUGUCUCAGAGCUGCUCCUGCAGACACAAGAAGCACAGCCAGCACAGCACCAGGCAUCGGAGCAAGUUCAUACCCAAGAAUAUGCGCAGUCAUUACCUGCAUUUUCAGGAACAUUGGGUAUGUUGGAAAAACCAUCUUCACAGAAGCAGGAAGAGCAAGUGCAUGAGACUUGUGCUGGAAAAUCAGUGCAGUUUUCAGAAACAUCAGAAUUGAAGCAUGGAGAGUUUCGCUUGCCCCGUGACUGUCCUUCACAGGAACAAGUGGGAAUGUUUGAAACGGCCAAUAAUCACAUCAGAGAGCCAUUCCAGUCCCAUUUGCUACCAGGGUCAGUCAGGAAAGAAGUGACUGCAGUAAGAACACAGCCGGAAGCACGCCAACAACACGUUAGAUUUGUGUUGCCUGCAGAAAGUUCCUCUGAGUCUUCAGAAACAGUACACUCUUCAGAGUUAUCUCAGAAGGUAUCUAAUUAUCAAACCAGGACAGAAGCUGGAGAAAGGCAUCCUUUUAAGACACCCCUCAUGCCAGCAACGAAGAGAUCAGCCUCAGCUGAUCCUUUAGUCUGUCAGCAGGGAUCUGUAGAGAGCAGCAACAAAACAAGCCCUGAUCAACUCCUCAAUCUUUCUGAACCCACGAUUCUAGCACAUGAAGAAUCUAAAGCCCAGGGUGCUGAGGAAUUCUUGAUAUCAAAAGCAGGAGAUGCAUCUUCAUUAAAUCAUUCUGCUAUACUGAGUUUAAGGGACAGAAUGUUGGCUUCAUCAGAAAGCAUCCAAGCUCAGCAGAAGUAUUUGAAAGAAUUGCAAGACCAGCUAGAUGCACAAAGAGAAGCUCUUCUUUCUAAACAGAGAAUACAAGAAAAACUACUUUUGCAGAAGCAAGAUAAAUUGAAGGAGCAGAUGCAGAGACAGCAAGAGGCUUUGAAAGAAUUGCUAAACAAGCAGGUGAGACUUACGUGCCCAAAUGAAGAGAUGACAGAGGCACAAAAGCCUGUCAGGAUUAAGAGAACUGACUUCUUCCAAAUCUCAGAAAACUACCAGCAAGAGAGUGGCAGGAAUAAAUCUCACGGAAGUGAAACAAUUUCACGGUGCAUUGCUUCAGUUGAGCAAACUGAACAAUCUGAGAAAGUUCUCUGUAGAGAACAGAAAUCGAGAGCUUCCAAACCACCAGUGACAAAAGUCAAGUUAGGGCUUGGUUUGGAACAACAUGAACUUAGUGUUAUACCAGAGGUAGACACACCGAAGAGUUGCAGCAUCUCUUUGGCAGAUGUUUUAAAUUCAGAUAAAACACACGAUGGUACUGGAGAAACUUCUCUGAUUUCAACCUCUGGGGAGUUUGCUUGUGUGAAACAUCACAGUCAUGCUCUUCAUGAAGGCACCUUUCCUUUGGGCUUCACACACUGUGAAAGAAAAGCCUCCAAUGGAAGUCCAAGGCAAACUAAUCCAUCAGGGAGAUUAUUACAAGAAUUGCUGAUGAUGGCUGCUGAAACCUCAUAUGAGUCAGCCGGGUCCCAGGAUUCUCAAGUGUCUCAAGAUUCACCAGUUGCUGCUGAAGGUGGAGAGAAACUUAGAACAAGUUCUGGACCGUCAUUCAGGCUUGAUAAUACGGAAGUACCAGGUUCAGAGGCUUUCAUGCAACGAAGACCCUGCGAUGUAACUUCAACGGUUUCCACAGGCAGUUUUUCAGCCAGUGAAAUGCUGAAUGCAAGCCCUGUUGACACUGCUCUAGCAGCUGAACUCUAUUUUCCUGAAAUGGAGAGACCUUUUCCAAACUUCCAUCACCAGCUCUUUCAGCCUUUGGAACCAAGUGUUGACCUCGAUACAUCGUCAUCAUCAUCUGGUUGUCAAUACAGAAUUUCCCAGCACUGUAGAGAAUUUAGCAAGACUUCAGAAUUUUCAGUAGAAAGUCCAGACGUGUCUACAUUUCUAGAAGGGGGAAACUCCGGUCUGCAUGGACAAAGAAGCAGUCUGCCUUCUAGUCUUGAAACAGAUGGGCAAAACAUUACAUCAGAAGAAGAGCCUGCUAGAGACAAUGUUACUUCAGGAUCUGAAGAAUCUUUUCACCCACUGCAAUUAGAAUCUACUCUUAGUGAUGACUGUCAGAAUGCUGAUCAGCCAGGGGAUAUUAACACUGGUUCACAGACACCUUUUGAACAAACCCCUGGAAUUAAAAACAGAGGCAAUGAGAGCUGUAUUUCACCUGCAAGUGGAUAUGAAGAGCUGUCAAGAAGUAUAGGAUGUAUUAAUCUCCAGUGUUCAGUGGAACAUCUGCGGAAUGAAAGUCUGAUUCACCUGGAAGAGCAAAAAUCAUUUUAUCAACUAGAUCCCAUGCCAGUUAAAAUGGAUGAAACUUUCCCUCAGCAGUUAGUGAAAGAGACCAUGUCUUCUGAAAAACUACCUUUGGAGGCAUUUGAUAAGAAGAAGCAUGUGAGGCUUCCUGAAAAAUCAGUUCAUGUAGAUGAAGUAAAUAAAGCUGUGGAGCUGCAGUCUCAGUGCAAUAGGAAUAUAAAGGAGCCACAUCAAAGCUUUCCAGAAGGACAAGAAUCUCUGAGAGUUCUCAGAGAAACCAACUUGGAGGACUCAGACAUGCAUUUGCACACUGUUGUACAAGAGAAGAGUUCUUUAUUCCAAAGACAUGAAGAGCAUUCUCAUCCUGUGCCCAGAAGCUCAUGUUGUAUUCCGGUCUGGGAGACUGAGUCAGGUUGUGGUAUUAUGGAAGAGCCUGAGCUCACUCUGAUAAGCUCCAAUGACAUCAGUAUUGUAGAAUCAGACACUGGACAUCCUAACCAAGUCAAAAUGAAGGAGGAUGCAAUGGAUAACUCAGCAUGUGUGGAUCAGUCUGAAUGUAACGUUUUUACUGAGGAGAGAGAAUUUUUACCACUAGCUCCAGAUGCAGAUUAUUCAGCUUGCAUAAUGCCUGACAGUUCUCCCAAAGCCCAGAGUCCCAACGAGAGCCACUGUCCAUCACAUCAGACUGCAGUGAUGCUGCUGGAAUUUGCAGCUACACCCGGAAGCUUACAAAAAUCUUUUUUUAAAAGAAAGCAGAAUUUCAUCCAGGAUUCUCUGAAAAGAGUAGAAGCAAUAAAAAAUAAGGAGAGAGAAAAUGAAAAGCUGGAAGCAAGAAAGCUUCGAGCAGGAAGGUCUGAGAAUCUUAGAAGCAGACAGAAGGAGUCUGGUCUUCGCUCUGGAAAAAAUGGUGCACUUGCCAAUCAGUUGAAAAAAGUAGGAGAAGUGAAAGUAUCUUCUCCAGAGGAUAGGAAGUCUGGAGAAAUUGAAAUGCACCAGCGUACAUCCAGACUUUAUAAUCAGCUUGCAGAAGUAAAAAUCAGAAAGGAAGAAAAAACAAGGCAAGAAACUUAUGCUAAAAACAGAGAAAAGGCUAAAGAGUUUCAAAAGAAAAUGCUGGAAAAGCUGCGAGCCAAGAAGACUUGGAAAGCACCAUGACAGGCAAAGACUGAGCAAUAAGGACACACAGUGGUUGGUGUUGGUGCCAUCCAGGCCACUGAGUGGUGCAGCCUCAGUGAACUGUGAAGCCAUUUAGGAACCCUCAGUUCUAGGAAAAGAGUGAGUACCUCAAACCACUGCAGGCCCCUGUUCAGCUCACCCCCGCAGCAGAUGGACUGUGCUGCUUUCUGCAUUGUUUGGCUCAGAUUUGAGUUACUGGCCUGAAAGGCCUUUCUUAUGUUAAUAUUUUAAAGAAAUCAUAAGUUCUGUAAUA
Messenger RNA from Hirundo rustica (Barn swallow), 5792 nucleotides. RefSeq names its product centrosomal protein 295 (gene CEP295). The record is from RefSeq and is a predicted model, not a curated record. The coding region runs from base 110 to 5518 and encodes 1802 amino acids. Gene Ontology annotation, cellular component: centrosome; cytosol; centriole. Gene Ontology annotation, biological process: regulation of centriole replication. NCBI's taxonomy places the organism in Eukaryota, Metazoa, Chordata, Aves, Passeriformes, Hirundinidae. The transcript has 28 exons.